Messenger RNA from Didymodactylos carnosus, 1388 nucleotides. NCBI's taxonomy places the organism in Eukaryota, Metazoa, Rotifera, Eurotatoria, Philodinida, Philodinidae. The record is from the annotation of a GenBank genome assembly.
CUCGUUUCAUCAUCUCCUUUCAUCAUGCAUGAUCAUCUCGCAUUGCAUUAUCAUCUUAUUUCGUCAGAUUUUCCUCAUCUUCUUUCGUGGUUUCAGGACUAUAAAUAGGCUUCCGCGUUAACUAAAAGUCAGAUUGUAAGAUUUAUACUUUUUCCGUGUUUUCUUUAUCUCGUUAUUUUCUAAAUAAACCGUUUUCGAUUAUAACCCUAUAACAUUCGGUAACACAAAUCAAGCAAUCUCUGGUGACAGCAAAGCCUUUAGAGCCACAUAACAACGCCAUACUUAUCUCAAAUGGGUCCUUCCGAUUUCUGUGGAAAAAAGAUUUAGGAAAAAAGUCAAAAAGAUCCGUGCGGGAUUCGUAUUACAGUCUUUUUAUACGCGAAUGUCGUUGAGAAAUGGUCCUUACUUUCUUACUUAAAAAUUAAAUUAAUGUUAUUAGAGCUCGGAGGCAGCAUAUCAGGUUACGAAGUAAUUCGUCACCGUUUCAUAUUUACACCUCCGCUUGCCAGCUUAAUAACAAUAACCCGUUCUUUUGUUUUAUUAGGCUUGUAUACGGUGAUUAGGAAUUGUUUACAUCUAAACUAAAUACAAACAAAAACUAUUCAGAAGAAGUGAAAGCAAUUAAAACAUCUAUUUUAAUAAAUGAAAAGAAAAGAGAUCUCCAUUUGCGCAUAAUAGAAUAAUGAAAUGUGAUGAGAUGUAUGACUAUAAUACCAGAUGAUUCUGGUUUGUGCUGAAAUAUAUGGCUUGGUGAAGAGUGAUGUAAAUUACUUGCUAUUGUUCGAUAAUAAUUGAAUUAUUGGCAACAUACCGCGACGGUCGAAACUAGAAACAUUGAAAUAAUGAAUCAAGAUUUGACACAGGUUUCAACUAUUUUAAACGUACUAGGAUUAGAAACACUAAACGAACAAUCUUCGGCAUUAGACGCAUACGGAGAAAGUUACUCUAACAUGCGAACAACAACAGAAGCAAAUUUGGUUGUUGUUCCGUACGUCUAUUUCUUACCAAACGACAUUUCUUCGAUGUUAAUAUUGAUCUGGUUAAAUAUGCGCCAAAAAUUGCUCCGUACAAAAAUCCUGUUCGCGUAACUGUCCGUUUCGAAAGUUAUUUGUCCGCUGAGAUUGCGAUUACUGGACUACAAGCUUCUUAGCAUCUGUCUUAUAUUUUAGUUUGUCGGGGUCGCCCAAAUGUCGGGCGCUCAAAUGUCUGACGCUGAAAUGGCGGGCGCUCAAAUAUCGGGCGUACUUCUGAAUAACAUUGUAAAGUCCCUCAUAUGUCGGGAUCGCCCAAAUGUCAGGCGCGGAAAUGCCGGUCGCCCAUAUGUCGGGAUCGCUGAAAUGUCGGCCGCUCAAAUGUCUGACGCUGAAAUGGCGGGCGCUCAAAUAUAG